AUGCCGAGACACAUUGUUGCUGCUCUGCAAGUCGGCUCUUGUCCGGGCUCUACUAAGGAUACUUUGAAAAAGAUUUUGUCAUAUGAGAAGGAAAUCAAGGAGUCUGGUGCAGAGUUGAUCGUCAUUCCAGAAGCUACCCUCGGUGGGUAUCCUAAGGGGUCAAACUUCGGGGUUUAUCUAGGCUACCGUCUGCAAGAUGGAAGAGAAGAGUUUGCCAGGUAUCUUGCUGAAGCGAUCGAAAUUGGCUCUGGAGACCAGUAUCCAGAAAUCAGCCAAUUGUGCGCGCUAUCGAAGGCCACCGGCGCAUCGCUAUGCGUUGGGUGUAUCGAGCGCGAUGGGACGACGCUGUACUGCACCAUGGUUUAUAUUGAUCCUCAAUCUGGUUACGUUGGGAAGCAUCGCAAGCUGAUGCCAACAGCUGGUGAAAGGUUGAUCUGGGGCCAAGGUGAUGGUUCGACAUUGCCAGUUGUGGACACCGCUGUCGGGAAGAUAGGUGGUGCUAUCUGCUGGGAGAAUAUGAUGCCCUUAUUAAGGUAUGCUAUGUAUGCAAAGGGUGUUGAGAUCUGGUGCGCACCAACGGUGGAUGCUAGGCCUAUAUGGAGGACUGUGAUGAAAAACAUUGCAUAUGAAGGCCGCUUGUUCGUGAUUAGCGCAGUACAGUUCAUGCCAGAUGCCACUGCGAUGGGCUACGGGGAAGUGAUCGACCAAGCUACCGGUAAGAGAAAAUUGCCUGGAUGGACAUCGGCUGAUGAGAACUGUAUCAACGGAGGCAGCGUUAUAAUUGAUCCUUACGGGGAGAUUAUCGCAGGCCCACUGUUGGGCAAAGAGGGUCUUUUAAGCGCCGAGAUCAACACCGACUUAAUCGCCGAAGCUCGCUUUGAUUUGGACCCCGUUGGUCACUACGCCCGGGGAGACAUCUUCCAGUUGACUGUUAAUGAAAGGUCUCAUGACGUUAAAUUCACAGAAUAA
This is a messenger RNA of Saccharomyces kudriavzevii IFO 1802, 969 nucleotides long. RefSeq names its product Nit1p (gene NIT1). Lineage: Eukaryota; Fungi; Ascomycota; Saccharomycetes; Saccharomycetales; Saccharomycetaceae. The transcript has a single exon. Bases 1 to 969 code for a protein of 322 amino acids. Gene Ontology annotation, molecular function: catalytic activity. The record is from RefSeq and is a predicted model, not a curated record.